Molecule: messenger RNA, 998 nt
Organism: Corvus hawaiiensis (hawaiian crow)
Lineage: Eukaryota; Metazoa; Chordata; Aves; Passeriformes; Corvidae
Gene: IL22
Product: interleukin 22
Exons: 5
Coding region: 48-632 (194 amino acids)
Cellular component (GO): extracellular region
Source: RefSeq, a predicted model, not a curated record
UGCCGUAUCUGCAGCCUGCUGGGACGGACGAUUUCACAUCGUGAGCCAUGGCCUCCCUGCAGACCUUGUCCAAGAGCUUCCCAGGAUGGGUUUUCUUCUGCUGCUGUUGCUGUCUCCCUCUUCUUCUCACCAGCUCUCUGCCUCUGAAAGGGGCUUCCACUGCCCAUCAUGCCUGCAAGCUAAGGAAGAUCAACUUCCAGCAGCCCUACAUCAGGAACCGCACCUACACAUUGGCUAAAACGGCCAGUGCCUCAGACAAGGACACGGACAACAGAUUGAUUGGGCAGCAGCUCUUUGUUAACAUCAAGGAAAACAACCGCUGCUACCUGAUGAAGAGGGUUGUGGAGUUUGUAGUAAAGGAUGUUCUCCUCACUGAAGUCAAGUACCAGUACCCUUAUGUUGAGGAGGUGGCACAAUUCUUGGCAUCCCUGACCUCGGAGCUGAGCAGUUGUAGAUUUUCAGGACAGAAAGAGCACAUUGAAAAGAACCUGGAACAAAUGAAGAAAAAAAUGGAACAGUUGGGAGAAAAUGGAAAGACUAAAGCCAUUGGAGAGCUGGAUUUGCUGUUUGACUACAUGGAAAAUGCCUGUACUGACGUCCCAAAAAAGGGAGGGAACAAGAAGAAAAACUGAAAAAAUUCUGGAUCAGGCUUGAAGAGAUGUCUCUGCAGAUCUCUUGCAAUAACUCAAAUUGACUAGCUGCAGCUAUGUCCAUUCCCCCCAGAGGCAGUAUAUUUUUCACUUGUGUCAAAACUAGCAAACUAAGUGGGCAGAGACAGGAUGCAUAUUGCUGCCUUCUUUGAAAAUGAAAACUCCAGGACACUGCCUCUCCAUUGCAACACAGGGCAUUAGUUAUUUACAAAAGCACUGUUCUGUCCUCCUCAUCUCCAUAGGAAUGAGGCAACCAUUUCUGUCUUUUAUAUACUGAAAUUUGACACCUAUGGAUCAUCUUUGAUCAAGGCAGUGAUAAGUAGCCAGGAUGUUUUGAGCCUCCUAGUU